AUGGCGGCAAUAUCCGAAGAACACCUGCCGCCGCGUCCGUUUACGGCUGCUUCGGCUACCCCGACAACGGGGACUUUAUCUCAAGGGCCGCCCGGCGGAGCCGGGGCCAACCCGCUGUCACGCAAGCUCCGCAAAGUGCUGGAGACGCGGUUGGAGGCCGACAAAGAAAUGUUAGAAGCGCUCAAGACUCUUUCAGACUUUUUUGUGGAAAACAGUUUGCGUACCAGAAGAAAUCUGCGUGGAGAUAUUGAGCAUCGUAGUUUAGCUAUAAAUGAAGAAUUUGUCUACAUUUUCAAACAAGUGAAAGAGGAGCUUGAAAACAUCAGUGAAGAUGUGCAGUUAAUGAGCAAUUGCUGCCAGGAUAUGACUAAUCACUUGAAGGCAACUAAGGAGCAAACUCAGGAUUUAAUUGUCAAAACAACAAAGCUUCAAGCAGAGAGCCAAAGGUUAGAAUUAAAAGCACAAAUAGCAGAUGCUUUCACAGCAGAAUUCCAACUUUCUCCAGAGGAGAUUAACGUCCUUCGAUGCACCAGAGAUGGGCCAGUUACUGAAAAUUUUUUUAAAGUAUUGAGACGAAUAAAGCAAAUUCACAAUGAUGUCAAGAUUCUUCUGCGCACCAGUCAACAAAGAUCAGGCCUGGAGAUUAUGGAACAGAUGGCACUCCUCCAGGAGACUUCUUAUGAACAGCUGUAUCGUUGGGCCCAAGGUGAAUGCAGGGCUUUAACACAAGAAACCUGUGAUGUUUCUCCAGUUCUAGCUCAGGCAAUGGAAGCUUUGCAAGACAGGCCUGUUCUGUAUAAAUAUACUCUUGAUGAGUUUGGAACAGCCAGAAGAAGUACUGUGGUCCGGGGCUUUAUAGAUGCUCUUACUAGAGGAGGUCCAGGAGGAACACCUCGACCAAUUGAAAUGCAUUCACAUGAUCCUUUGAGAUAUGUGGGAGACAUGUUGGCUUGGCUGCAUCAGGCUACUGCUUCUGAAAAAGAGCACCUGGAGGCUCUCUUGAAACACAUAACCACAGAAGGAGUGGAAGAAAAUAUGCAAGAAAUAGUUGGGCACAUCACAGAAGGAGUUUGCCGGCCACUCAAGGUUCGAAUUGAACAGGUGAUUAUAGCUGAACCUGGCGCAGUCCUUCUGUAUAAAAUUUGUAAUCUUCUCAAAUUUUAUCAUCACACCAUUAGUAAUAUUAUAGGAAACAGUGCAGCCAUGCUGUUAACUACGAUAGAAGAGAUGCACCUUUUGAGCAAGAAGAUAUUCUUCAAUAGUUUGAGUCUCCAUGCGAGUAAACUGCUGGAUAAGGUUGAACUGCCACCUGCAGACCUUGGUCCAAGUCCUGCACUGAAUCAAACACUUGCUCUGCUGCGUGAAGUACUAUCAUCCCAUGACUCUUGUGUUAUUCCUUUGGAUACUCGUCAAACAGACUUUGGACAAGUUCUGUCUUGUGUGCUGGAUCCUCUGUUGCAGAUGUGUACUAUGUCUGCCAGUAACUUGGGGUCUGCUGACAUGGCAACCUUUAUGGUGAAUUCACUUCAUAUGAUGAAGACAAUGCUGGCUCUGUUUGAAUUCACAGAUAAAAGGCUAGAAAUGUUACAAUACCAGAUUGAAGCACAUUUGGAUACCCUUAUAAAUGAACAAGCUUCUUAUGUAUUAACUAGAGUGGGUCUAAGUUAUAUUUAUAACAUGGUACAGCAACACAAGACAGAGCAGGGUCCCUUGGCUAAUGUACCCAGUAUGGAUUCUAUGUCAUUAAAAGCUGCAAUGGUCCAGUUUGAUCGUUAUUUGUCUGCUCCUGAUGGCCUGUUAAUGCCACAGAUAAACUUUCUCCUGAGCACAGCUGUUAAACAACAGAUAAUAAAACAGUCCACAGAAUUGAUCUGCCGAGCUUACACUGAACUCUAUGCAGCUGUGAUGAAUCCUGAUAAUGCUUAUAAAGAUCCGGAAACUAUAUUAUAUAGAUCUCCUCAUCAGGUUCAGUCGCUUCUCUCCUAAUCUUAUCGCUCCAAACCUGCCUUUUAAUACGCUGACUGCAUUACAUGAGAAUGGACAUAACGCAACUUUGAAACGGGCAAGGACAACUGAGUUUUUUCUUGCAGAAGACUGUUGCUUGGAUUGCAUGUAAUUUAGCUGAAACCCCACUGACUUUUUUUUGGUGGGGGGGAGUUUAAAUUGUAUUGCUGGAUAACAGCUUUGCUGCAUGCCAGCAUUUAAAGUAAUUUAUUACAACUUGGGAAAGCUUUGUCAUAAUUCAGAUUACUUUUUAUUAUCAUGGUAAAAUAAAUGGUGGAACCAAAGCAUUUUCUUAUUUUGGUGAUUGAGCCAGUAUAGGUAUUGUCCUGCUAUUUUUCCUUCAAGAGUUUUUAACAAAUUAUAUUGAGCCUAUGUACAAACCACAUUUUAGUUUAUUUGAUUAAAACCCCAGUGCUAAUACUCCCUGUUUUUUUUUUUGAAAAAUAUCUUUUCUUAUUGAUUUAGUGAGUUAAAAAACCAAAAAUUUAGCAAACUCUGGUAGGAGUAAUUUUUUGGGGAAGAAGGACUAGAUUCCAUGAGUUUUGUGUUUUUAAUAGCACUGGAGAUUUUCAGAAAUUUUAUUUUAAAAAAUCCUACAAGUUGUAUCCUUUCUAUAAUCAAGUAUUCAAUAUGCUAGCAAUGAAGAUUAAAAAAAAAAACACUUAAAAUUUAAAACCAUUAAUACUAUUCCAGAUUUACGGACCACUUAAAAUUUAAAACCAUUAAUUCUAUUCCGGAUUUACGUACUUUCCGUUGGCCCUCAAAACCUUUUUAUUUCAUCAAGCCGGGCUGGCUUAAUCUCUCCAAUUGUGUAAUUUUAAUUUGGAUUUUUAAAUGGGGGAUUUUAACUGUCGAGCCAAAUUGUUUAAUAUAUAUUUUAAAUUGUUUUUUAAAUUUUGUAUUUGAUGUUUUUUACUUCUGGCUGUUCACCGCCCUGAGUCCUUCAGGAGAAGGGCGGUAUAUAAAUUUAAAUAUUAAAUUAAAUUAAAAUUAAACUAUUAAAAUAACUAAUAAGAUGCAGCUGAAGAGAAAGCUCUCAAGCUCUUUCCUGAAAGCCAGAAGAGAAGAUUGAAAAUGUGCAUUCUAUAGUUUAAGAGUGACACUGAACAGGUUUCACAAAUGUUAUAUGCUGUGCUCAAAAAGCAGAUUUUUAUAUUUGUUUGAUUACCUCAAAAUAUGGAGAGAUCGAAUACUUUUGAAAACACAUGAUUCCUUUUUUCACACCAUGCACCUUUUUCUCUGUGUUAAAACCUCUCUUGGUACCUACAAGACCCUCUUCUCCCUUCCAUUUUUUAAUCUGUAAAGGAUUAUUUUAUUGUCAAAAUUAGUAAGGAAACUGGCAUAUGCUCCAAAUUAAAACAGAAUUUAGUCUCUAUCAGCAUUUUUAGUAAAUAAAAAUGAGGAAUGGAAGACCAGUGAGGCCUCUCUUUAGGAAUAUGCUUACAAUGGUAAAAAAAAAAAAAAAAGACACAGGUAGAUUCAACUGAGCAUUGAUAAUAUACGCCUAAGGCUUUAGAAAAGAUGGAAAGCUAUAUUUUUGCUAGUUUGCAAAAGUAUAGCUUUCCAUCCUUUCUAAAGCCUUAGGUGUAUAUUAUAAUAAAUAUUAAUGGGUAAGCCCACAUAACGCUAAAUUCUGUGCUCAUGGCUUGCUCUUCCAAUGUGCCAAUUCAUCCCCAAAAUAUUGGAGAAUUGAAGAUCUUAUGAGAGAUUAUGCACCGAAGACAAAUUACUUGUGUGUCCAAUCACACUUGGCCAAUAAAGAAUUCUAUUUCUACUCUAUUCUGUUGAAUGCCUUCCUGGGAAGUCUGUUCUUCGCCUUGUAGAUCCUUGGUGUAAUUCUGUGCUGCCUGGUUUGAAAAUGCUGGGAUACAUUCAGUGGUGGGAUUCAACCUGUGUAACAAUCGGUUCGCUAAGCGGUGUGUUGGAAAACAGCUCUAAAACUGAUUAAAACAGCUAAGGUGCGGCAAUCCGCUCUGCCACGCCUGUCAGCUGGGCUUCAAACAAAGGAAAUAUAGGUCAGUAUAGCACAGAGGUGGGCAAGCAGGCCCACCUGAUUGUCGGAGCGAACCGGUUCGCUCUCAGCUGAUUGUUGGAGCUAGCAGUUCGUCUGAACUGGUCUGAAUAGGCUGAAUCCCACCCCUGGAUCAGGGGUGAAAUGCUCCCGGUUCGGACCGGAUCGUCCGAUCUGGUAGCGAUGGCGGCGGGUGGUUCGGAGAACCGGUAGCAAAAAUCCCUCCCCAACCCCACGCCCAGCUGAGCCACACAAUCAUCAGAGGCUUUUUUUUAACUUGAAAAGCAUUUUUUCUACAACCUCUUUGGCCGAAAAAAUGCUUUUAAAAGUAAAAAAAAAAGCGUCUGCCGAUCAGGCAAGUCAGCUGGGAUCGUCAGAGGCUUUAAAAAAAAAAGAAAAUCCUCUGCCGAUCAGGCAAGUCAGCUGGGAUCGUCAGAGGCUUUUAAAAGCAUUUUUUACAACCUCUUUGGCCGAAGAGGUUGUAGAAAAUAUGGUUUUAAAAGUUAAAAAAAAAAAAGUUGGCCAUGCCCACUCAGUCAUAUUACCCCCACCACCACCAAGCCACGCCCACAGAACCGAUAAUAACAAAUUUUACAUUUCACCACUGCCCUGGAUUCAUUUCCAAGUACAACAGAUUCUCCAAUGCAGAUCUGUAACCUCCUCUGAACACAGGAGAGUGAGGGUGAUAAGAAGGAUUGGUCUGGUUAAUGCAACUCACCUUCCUCUUCUCUGACAUUAAAAGUGGACUCUUUUCUGGAUUAUUAUGCUUCUCAGCAAAAUUGGUUAAAGAGCACUAGAAUAGUUUCCAUUGUGUAAAUGUUCUUUAAUAUCAUUUGGGAUGUGAUGAAGAAUUUUACAAAGCUAAAAGAACAAUUUUAGACGUCACUCUAAAUUUCAUUUAACAACUGAAAUGUCUUUUUAAAGGAUUCUGUGCCAUCUGCUAAAGUGCAUUUAGUUAUGUAAAGACCCCUGAUUCAUCCGAUCCACAUUAGGGUGAUUUUCUGCUUCAUUUCAUACUGCUUGCAAGCAGCAGAGAAUAUUGUGCUAAAAAAAAGCAGAAAAGUUAAUAUAAGGAUGAAAAGGUAUAAGAUGCAAAACUUACACCCAGAGUAGCACUUCUCUAUUCAUAACUUUGGAAGUAUAACAGAAUAACAGAGUUGGAAGGUAGUCCAACCUCUGCUUAGGCAGGAAACCUUACACCAUUUCAGAAAAAUGGUUGUCCAGUCUCUUCUUAAAAACUUCCAGUAUUGGAGCAUUCACAACUUCUAGAAACAAGUUCUUCCAUUAAUUGUUCUCAUUGUCAGGAAAUUUCUCCUUAGUUCUAGGUUGCUUCUGUCCUUAAUUAGUUUCCAUCCAUAACUUCUUGUCCUGCCUUCAGGUGCUUUGGAGAAUAGAUUGAAUAUUCAAUAGUACUUGAAAUAAGUGCCAUUUCUUGUUGAAAUACAAAUAAGAUUGCUAUUUUUAGCAGGUUGCUUGUGAGAAGCCCUAUUAUAUGCAGGACAUACUGUCAACAAAUAUAGGAUAAGGCAGCAAUUAUUUCCAUGGAACCGAUAACAAAAUUGGGUUAGCAUCGUAUCACAGUAAUGUCAGGGAAUCCAAUUUGAACUUGAAAUAGAAGUUAUAAAUGUGCAAAGACUUCCAAACCUUUGUUCAUAAACUUCUACAAACGAAACUAAAAUCUUCAAGGUUAUUUUAACAUUUGAACUAAUACAGUUCAGAAAAUAACAAUAUAUAUUUCAUACCAAAAUAAUAUACCAUUUUUUGCAAUGCCAAAAAAAAAACAAAACCCAGGAAAAUGAAGUAUUCCCUGAACUGGGAAUAUUAUUGAUGUAGAAUGCCAUGUUGAUUGUACAUAGGAAGAGGCAAAGAUUCUCAACCUGUACGGUCUCAUGAUCCCUGAAAAUUGUUCUGCCCCAGCUCCGGAUUUCCGAGGAUAUUGACACACACCAAUGGUCCUUAUCAAAUUUAUUAAGUAACAAGAAUAAGACCGGCAAAGGUUGGCAACCAGCCCAGAAAACAAGAUAUGAUAAACCAAAAUACUCUGAUAAUAAUAGAGUUGUUUCCAGCAAGAACGCACUAGCUGCGUGCGACUUAAAUAGGCUAAGGGAGUGGCCAAUUAUCCUCAAGCCCUACUCUCGAGUAGACCUCCUCCUCCUGAGUAGCCACUCCUGCCUUUUGGCAGCCCUGCGUGCUCGAGCAUUGAGAAGAGGCUCCUCCACUUCAUUCUCCACUUGAAGAAGCCUCUGGAGGUUCUGAAGGCCCUGGCUGAGUCUCUGCCUCUGGCACCACAUCCUCUUCAGCCUCCUCGCUGUCCGACGCGAGCGCUAGCUGUACAGGCUGCUGGCGCGACACCACACCAGCCUCUUCUUCAUUGGGAUCAGUCACGAUCCACACAGGCAUAAAGUAACUCUUAUCACUUACUUUUAAUCAUUGAAUGUUUAUCUAUAUAUUGUAUGUAUUCUCUGACUUUGCAGCCCUACAGUUGAGCAGAGGUCAAAUAAAAAGCAAAGCUUAGAGAAAAAAUUUAUUCUGCCUAUGCGAAGCUGCUCGGCUCUAAAAAAGCAUGGAUCAUUACCACCCCAAUUCCUUGGAAGCCCCAACCCAGUUUGAGACUCUGGUAGAAGCAUUUUUCUUAAAAAAGUUUUCAAAGCUAAAGAAUGCUAAAAUCCCAGGUAAGGCCAUAUAACACACAGCCAUAGUCUGCUAGAUAAAUAAUGAAAAUAGCUUAUCCAUUUUAUUUCUGAGCUCCUGUUAUACGUAGAUGAAUAUAGUUCAUGCUGCUACUUUGCAAACACUUGGUAUCCACCUUUUAAAUAACAAAAUAUAGAAACGGGUGGAUUUUGAUCCCAACUGGCAAGAGACAUUUGGGCAUGAUAUUGCCAGCCUUAAGUUUCCUUUCAUACAAUUAACCUGUCCCUUGAGAGCUUUAGGAGUGGAAUUUCAAUUUCAUGUACAGGUAGUCCUAGCCUUACAACCACAAUUGAACCCACAAUUUAUGUUGCUAAGUGAGACAUUAGUUAAGUGAAUUUUGUUCCAUUUUACAACCUUCCUUGCCUCAGUUGUUAAGUGAAUUGCUGCAGUUGUUAAAUUAGUAACACGGUUGUUAAGUGAAUCUGGCUUCCCCAUUGAUUUUGCUUGUCAUAAGGUCACAAAAGAUGACCCCGGGGACACUGCAACUGUCAUAAAUAUGAGUCAGUUGCGAAGUAUCUGAAUGUUGAUCACGUGACCAUGGGGAUGCUGCAAUGGUCAUAAAUGUCAAAGAUAGUCAUAUUGUUUUUUCAGUGCUGUUGUAACUUUGAAUGGUCACUAAGCGAAGUGUUGUAAGUCGAGGACUACCUGCCACAAUUAUAUAAAGAGUUAGGAUCCAGAAAAGUUGUUAGUGUACCUAGAGCUGAAGCUUAGCUUGUGAAUCUCCUGUUUGUGGUGGCGCUGGACAGUAAAAAUAAAAUGCUCAAUUGACCCUACCACACAUUAGAUUUAGCAGGAAGAAAUUAGGAACCUGCUGCUGUUUAUAGUGUUUGAACAGACACCAAGUCUAAUCAGCCAAAGAGUACCAGCUGGUGAUUUUUUCAAACAAGACAUUUGAACUGAUUUGCACCGUGUGGCAUCUCAAAAUAUCUUUCUGUGAAAAUAAAGGCCUCUGGCUCAGGAGAAACGGCUCCUAAUAGAAAGCAAGAUUCUUCCUAUCCCAGGCAUACCCCGGUCUGCUAACUUCUGUGUUCUGAGGAAAUUGAUGGAAGUGUUGGUAAAAAUAACUGCCCCAUCCCACCAUAAUGAAUUUUAUUCACACCUGCUUUUAAAAAGUUCUUAAAAGUAUUUAAAAGCUUGUUUAGUCGUUGAUUUUCCUGAACAAGAAGUCUUGAAAUCAAUACUAUCAACUAGAUCCUAUUCAAACUUUACUAACUUUGUAUAAGUCAAUACCAUGCAGUGAUUAUUAUGUCGCGGCAUUAUUCUUAACACUCAGCUUGGGUGUAUUAGCUACUGGUUCUCUGACACAAAAUACAAAACCAACUAAGGAGGUCCUAUACAAACUUUAAUAAAGUGUAUCCAUCCAUCCAACCAACCAGAUGUGUGUAUUAAGUGCUUCUAGUUCUGUACCACAAAACGUGGUACAGUCCUGCUGAAACUUCUUGAUAUUUCUGCAAAAUAUGUUUGUACAUUUUUGUUGGAAUUCUUGCAUGUUUUUUUCUCAAUUCAUAAUGCCCAGUUGUGAUUUUGAUAAAUGCUAUGUUUUUUCUGCCAACCUAGCAGUUCGAAAGCAUGUAAAAAAUGCAAAUAGAAAAAGUAGGGACCAUCUUUGGUGGGAAGGUAACAGUGUUCCGUGCGCCUUUGACGUUUUGUCAUGCCGGCCACAUGACCAUAGAGACAUCUUCGGACAGUGGCUCUUCAGCUUUCAAAUGGAGAUGAGCACCGCCCCCUAGAGUUGGGAAUGACUAGCACAUAUGUGUGAGGGGAACCUUUACCUUUACCUGCAUUUUUUAAAACCCAAUCUCUUCCCAGCAUCAGGACUCAUGUAGGCUUUUUCCAGACAAAGUCUUGUCUAACUGCAAGUAGUUUUAUCUUUGAUAAGGUUUUUAAAUUAAUUAUGGGGAGGUAUUUCAUCAAUUGUAUAUUGAUCUACAUUCUGAGAGGAUUCCACUCAAGAAACAAGCUCAGCCAUCUUGUUUAAGUACUAUGCCAAAGCUGAAAUAUGCUGGCAAUUUGAAUAAAUAAAUAAACUUCAAAAAAUCAGAGAUGAAGUUUAAAGUGCAAUUUUUAUUGUUAAUACAAAUAUGUUUCUACCUCUGUACUCACUCUUUGUUUAAAAAGUAAAUAAAUAAUGAUACAUAACAAAAGCAUAUUUACUACUGCAAAAUAAUAUUGCAUUUGUUUUACUCAUUAAUUUCAGUGACCUAAACAAAGUAACAGACAAACAUCUGUGGCUUCAAAAUAAGAAAAUACUUAAGCCAAAUCUUUGAAAUGUCUGUUGUAAUAAAAAUUAGUCAUCUUAAUUACCAACUGCAUUAGUUUGUGAAUGCUAAUAAACUAAACCAUUUCUGAUUGUCUUUUAUGUUUGAGAAAUCUAUGUAAAUAGGUUUUACUUAUUAAAGUCUUGAACUUUUUCUUUCAUAGAGGGAAGGUUUUAGAAAGAAAAUAUAUUUUCUCACAAUUUUGAAAAGCAAGAUGAACUGUCUCACUUACUGGAGCCCCUUCCAUUAUGAGAUGAUGUAGAUAUUCAUAGGGGAAAGCGUGUGAAAUUAAUGAUACCACAUCAUGAUGCCAAUGGCAGCUUCUACUGGAUUCCUGUAUAUGAGCAGGAUUAGAUCACAAAGCAAUUGUGAGAUUUACAACUUGCACUAAAUGACCAAAAUAUCCAAUACUAUCAAUGAGAUCAUGUAAGAGAUCAGUGAUGCUUACUAACUUCUAUGGGUUACUAAAAUACAUCAGUUGUAAGGCCACAGUGUCUUCCUUGAGCCAUGUAAUAUUAAGUGUAGGCUAUAGUAGAAACUACUAAACACCAUUUGUGGACAGGUGUAAUAGUUAAUAUUUGAUUCAAUCAUGAUGAACUUUAUUUCUCUAAGAUUGUGCAUUACUUUUGAACUAAUGAUGAUGAUGAUCAAACUAACAAUAAACUGCCUAAAAUCUAGUAA
Molecule: messenger RNA, 9645 nt
Organism: Pantherophis guttatus
Lineage: Eukaryota; Metazoa; Chordata; Lepidosauria; Squamata; Colubridae
Gene: COG6
Product: component of oligomeric golgi complex 6
Biological process (GO): intra-Golgi vesicle-mediated transport
Cellular component (GO): COG complex
Source: RefSeq, a predicted model, not a curated record